This is a messenger RNA of Erinaceus europaeus (western European hedgehog), 5159 nucleotides long. RefSeq names its product tripeptidyl peptidase 2 (gene TPP2). Gene Ontology annotation, biological process: proteolysis. Gene Ontology annotation, cellular component: cytosol. Gene Ontology annotation, molecular function: serine-type endopeptidase activity; tripeptidyl-peptidase activity. NCBI's taxonomy places the organism in Eukaryota, Metazoa, Chordata, Mammalia, Eulipotyphla, Erinaceidae. Bases 527 to 4315 code for a protein of 1262 amino acids. The transcript has 30 exons. The record is from RefSeq and is a predicted model, not a curated record.
GUCCUGCUAUUAUUUCUCCAGGCGAGUCCAGACUCCGAGGGGUUUAGGGAGCGUGAGUGCAACCCCUGUCUUCGGGUUCCUGCAGUUUGGCCCCCACUUGGGAACCAUCGCUCGUCCCCAUCGGGGAGGGCAGGGGAGGUCCCGCUAUUCCAGGCUGGCGACCCCCGCCCCGAAAGGGACAGAAGGUCGUUCAGUCCGGGAGCAGGGCUUCUCUGAGACAUUCCAGCCCGGGCGGGAGCUCCCCGCCCUCCCGGGUUCCAGAACCGAACCCUCCAGCCAGGCAGAGGGCCCAGACUCCGCCUCCAUCUCUGCGGCGCGGGCCACGCCGAGGCGCGCAGGCGGCGGCGAGCGGCGCGGUCCUCUGACGUGGCGACGCGCUAUUGGCCGGCUCUUUCCAGCGGGCGGUGAUUGGCCAGCGCGCGCCCCGCCCCGCGGCCCCGCUCCGCCCCCGCGGCCGUCCGGGUGUCCUCGCCGCCGUCCGCGCGCCGCCCGGCCGUUUGCUGCCACCCGGCCUCACGCUGCUCCCAUGGCCGCCGCCGCCACCGAGGAGCCCUUCCCGUUCCACGGCCUGCUGCCCAAGAAGGAGACCGGGGCCGCCUCCUUCCUCUGCCGCUACCCGGAGUAUGACGGGCGCGGGGUGCUCAUCGCCGUCCUGGACACGGGGGUCGACCCGGGGGCUCCGGGCAUGCAGGUCACGACUGACAGGAAACCAAAAAUCAUCGAUAUUAUAGACACAACAGGAAGUGGCGACGUGAACACUUCUACAGUGGUGGAGCCAAAGGAUGGCGAAGUUACUGGUCUUUCUGGACGAGUGCUGAAGAUCCCUGCGAGUUGGACCAACCCCUCCGGCAAAUACCACAUCGGCAUAAAAAAUGGCUACGAUUUCUAUCCCAAGGCGCUCAAGGAAAGAAUACAGAAAGAACGGAAGGAAAAGAUCUGGGACCCUGCCCACAGAGUGGCCCUUGCAGAAGCCUGCAGAAAACAGGAAGAGUUUGAUGUUGCCAACAGCUGCCCUUCUCAGGCAAAUAAGCUAAUCAAGGAAGAGCUUCAAACGCAAGUGGAAUUGCUGAAUUCGUUUGAGAAAAAGUACAGUGAUCCCGGCCCUGUGUAUGACUGCUUGGUUUGGCAUGACGGCGAAACCUGGAGAGCUUGCAUCGAUUCAAACGAAGAUGGGGACUUGAGUAAAUCUGCCGUGCUGAGAACCUACAAGGAAGCCCAAGAAUACGGCUCUUUCGGCACAGCUGAGAUGCUGAAUUACUCUGUAAACAUAUAUGAUGAUGGAAACCUGCUCUCCAUUGUGACCAGCGGAGGCGCUCACGGCACACAUGUUGCUAGCAUUGCCGCUGGGCACUUCCCAGAGGAACCGGAGCGGAAUGGGGUAGCGCCCGGUGCUCAGAUUCUUUCAAUCAAGAUCGGUGACACAAGACUAAGCACAAUGGAAACAGGCACGGGUCUGAUAAGAGCAAUGAUAGAAGUUAUAAACCAUAAGUGUGAUCUUGUCAACUACAGCUAUGGAGAAGCAACUCACUGGCCCAACUCUGGGAGAAUUUGUGAUGUCAUCAGUGAGGCAGUCUGGAAGCACAACAUCAUAUACGUCUCAAGUGCUGGGAACAAUGGCCCCUGCCUCUCGACGGUUGGUUGUCCAGGUGGGACUACGUCCAGUGUGAUAGGUGUUGGUGCUUACGUUUCUCCUGACAUGAUGGUUGCCGAGUACUCCCUCAGAGAGAAACUACCCGCCAAUCAGUACACGUGGUCUUCUAGAGGCCCCAGUGCCGACGGGGCCCUCGGCGUGAGCAUCAGCGCACCGGGAGGAGCCAUCGCGUCUGUUCCUAACUGGACGUUGCGAGGGACCCAGCUAAUGAAUGGGACGUCGAUGUCGUCUCCCAACGCCUGUGGAGGCAUCGCCCUGGUGCUGUCAGGCCUGAAAGCUAAUAACAUCAACUACACCGUUCACUCUGUCAGAAGAGCUCUAGAAAACACAGCAGUGAAGGCCGACAACAUAGAAGUGUUUGCCCAAGGACAUGGUAUUAUUCAGGUUGACAAGGCCUAUGACUACCUCGUUCAGAAUACGUCAUUCGCGAAUAAACUGGGUUUCACCGUUACCAUUGGGACUAACCGUGGCAUCUACCUCCGAGAUCCCGUUCAAGUGGCUGCACCCUCAGACCACGGUGUCGGCAUUGAGCCUAUAUUUCCAGAAAAUACUGAAAACUCUGAAAAGAUAUCCCUUCAGCUUCAUUUAGCAUUGACUUCAAAUUCGUCUUGGGUUCAGUGUCCCAGCCACUUGGAGCUCAUGAAUCAGUGUAGACACAUAAACAUCCGUGUGGACCCCAGAGGCUUGAGAGAAGGGCUGCAUUAUACAGAGGUGUGUGGCUAUGAUAUAGCAUGUCCUAGUGCGGGUCCCCUGUUCAGAGUGCCAAUCACCGCAGUCAUAGCAGCAAAAGUAAAUGAGUCAUCACAUUACGACCUAGCCUUUUCAGAUGUUCAUUUUAAACCGGGUCAGAUUCGGAGGCAUUUCAUUGAGGUUCCUGAGGGUGCUACGUGGGCAGAAGUCACCGUGUGUUCCUGCUCUUCGGACGUGUCGGCCAAGUUCGUUCUCCAUGCGGUUCAGCUUGUGAAGCAGAGAGCCUACCGGAGCCACGAGUUCUAUAAGUUCUGUUCCCUUCCUGAAAAAGGCACAUUGACCGAAGCUUUCCCUGUCUUAGGCGGGAAGGCCAUCGAGUUUUGCAUUGCUCGCUGGUGGGCCAGUCUCAGUGACGUCAACAUCGACUACACCAUUUCCUUCCACGGGAUCGUGUGCACUGCUCCGCAGCUAAAUAUCCAUGCAUCCGAAGGCAUCAACCGUUUUGACGUUCAGUCCUCUUUGAAAUACGAAGAUCUGGCUCCCUGCAUAACCCUGAAGAGCUGGGUGCAGACUCUACGCCCACUAAGUGCAAAAACAAGACCUUUGGGUUCAAGAGAUGUUUUGCCAAAUAACCGUCAACUUUACGAGAUGAUCCUGACAUAUAAUUUCCAUCAACCCAAGAGUGGAGAAGUAACUCCAAGCUGCCCACUGCUCUGCGAACUGCUCUACGAGUCAGAAUUUGACAGCCAGCUGUGGAUUAUAUUUGACCAAAACAAGAGGCAAAUGGGCUCAGGAGAUGCCUAUCCACAUCAGUAUUCCUUGAAGUUGGAGAAAGGCGAUUAUACAAUUCGACUACAGAUUCGUCACGAGCAAAUCAGUGAUUUGGAUCGUCUCAAAGAUCUUCCGUUUAUUGUUUCUCAUAGAUUGUCUACUACCUUGAGUUUAGAUAUUCAUGAAAACCAUAGCCUUGCCCUCCUGGGGAAGAAGAAAUCAAACAGCUUGACAUUGCCGCCUAAAUAUAACCAGCCGUUCUUUGUCACUUCCCUACCCGAUGACAAAAUCCCUAAAGGGGCAGGACCUGGGUGCUACCUUGCAGGAUCCUUAACUUUGUCAAAGACUGAACUUGGGAAGAAAGCUGGGCAGUCUGCAGCCAAACGACAAGGAAAAUUUAAAAAGGAUGUGAUCCCUGUCCACUACUACCUGAUACCUGCACCUACAAAGACUAAGAAUGGCAGCAAAGAUAAAGAAAAAGAUGCAGAAAAAGAGAAAGAUUUAAAAGAAGAGUUCACUGAAGCGUUACGAGACCUGAAAAUUCAGUGGAUGACAAAGCUGGAUUCUAGUGACAUUUACAAUGAGCUGAAAGAAACGUAUCCUAACUACCUUCCUCUGUACGUGGCACGACUCCAUCAGCUGGACGCUGAGAAGGAACGAAUGAAAAGGCUGAAUGAAAUCGUCGACGCUGCCAACGCUGUGAUUUCUCACAUAGACCAGACGGCCCUCGCGGUCUUUAUAGCCAUGAAGACUGACCCCAGGCCCGAUGCCGCCACGAUAAAAAAUGACAUGGACAAGCAGAAGUCCACCCUGGUAGACGCCCUGUGCAGGAAAGGCUGUGCCCUAGCCGACCACCUCCUUCACGCCCCAGAACAGGAUGGGGCCGUGUCCUGCGAUGCAGAAGGCAGAGAGGAGGAGAGUGAGAGUACCCUGGAUUCGCUGGCAGAGACCUUCUGGGAGACCACGAAGUGGACUGACCUCUUUGACAGUAAGGUUUUGACAUUUGCAUACAAGCAUGCAUUAGUGAAUAAAAUGUAUGGGAGAGGCCUUAAAUUUGCAACUAAGCUUGUGGAGGAAAAGCCAACAAAAGAAAACUGGAAAAACUGUAUUCAGCUGAUGAAGCUACUUGGAUGGACCCACUGUGCGUCAUUCACUGAAAACUGGCUCCCCAUCAUGUACCCUCCUGAUUAUUGUGUGUUCUAAACUGGGAACCAAGGCCUGACAUCUAAAAAGAAAGGAAGUUUUAUAGUGAAUGGAUCUAAAAACCAGUUUGUGGCAUUUUUUAGUCUAAUGCAUGUUUUCAUCCAGUAUCAAAUACAGACUAUUAAAAAUGAUGUGUAUCUAUCCGAGAACUCGCUGGCGUGUGGCUUCAUACAUGUAAACCGAGACCUCACGGUGUUAACACCUCACGUCGCUGGCUGCGGGCCGUGUCCCCACUGCCAGCACCAGGGACUUGCAGAACGGUAACUUUUAACUGCAAACCUGUCAAACUUUAUUUUGUAAAUGAACAGGGUUUUAACAGGCUCAACUUAAUUUUCUUUUCAAUUGUAUGAAGGCCUUAAAAAGCUACUCUUAAGCGUAGCUACAAUUAUUUAUUGGAAUAAAAAAGUAACAAUUUCAUUUCCAGAUACUUUUUUUUUUGUUUUUGCAAACGUUUACAUUCAAUUAAGGGAAAAAAAAAAAAAAAUAUAUAUAUAUAUAUAUAUAUACAUAUAUAACAGGCACACACAGAUGUGUGGCAACUGCUGAAGCAUAACUGCUUCAACAGAGCUUCAUGUCUCGGACUUCCUUCCGGCCAUUCCCAGCAUCCUCUUGGUGUGCGUGCGAGGCAGUAAAGUGAGCUGAGAAUAAAGGUGCGUGACAACUAGACCUCGAUCAGGUGUUGUAAAAAUAAGAUACACAAAUGGGAUGUUUAUGAAAAUCGGAAUAAUGUAAACACGUGAAUAAAUCUGCAAGAACCAAGAUCACAGUACAGCGUAUGCACUCUGAUACCUGAUUUUUUUUAUAUAUAUAUAAAUAAUAAAAGUAAAUAUUAAAGCUUCUUAAA